AUGACAGCUGAAAUAUUUGCAGCAAAUGCUUUAUUUGAAAUUGAGAUCGAUAAAUCGUUUUCAAAACAAAAUAAUAUUAUUUAUGUUGAUAUAUCUCGUUUAAGUUACAUGCAAGAUGAAAAACAGAUAUUAUUCGAUUUAGGUACGUUAUUUCAUGUUACUAACGUGGCUUAUAAUGAUGAUCGUCGUUUAUGGUAUUUAUCAUUAAUAACUAUUGCUGAUGAUGACAAAGAUAUAAAGAAUAAACAAUAUAAUAAAAUUAUAAAAAUUUCCAAUGAGAAAAAUAUUGAUGAACAACUACCAUAUGUAUUUUUAUUGCUGUUGUGA
Messenger RNA from Rotaria sp. Silwood2, 327 nucleotides. Lineage: Eukaryota; Metazoa; Rotifera; Eurotatoria; Philodinida; Philodinidae. The record is from the annotation of a GenBank genome assembly.